UCCAAGGUGAAGGUUAUCGAAGAAUUUCUUUUCCCAAGAUGCUGUCGACAACUCGAGUUCAGGGAAUCCUGGCUACUGCCUGCAGAUCUCAUUCUGUACGGAAUGUGGCUCGGGCGCUGUGGACAGGGAAGGACUCCCUCGCGGAGGAUGACCCAGACAUGAUGGCGAUUAUGAAGAAAGAGAAGGCCAGACAAGUCAGCGGAUUGGAGCUGAUCGCAUCAGAGAACUUUGCCAGUCGAGCAGUAAUGGAGGCCCUGGGUUCCUGUCUCACAAACAAGUAUUCUGAAGGUUAUCCUGGAGCUCGAUACUAUGGGGGCAACCAGUUUAUUGACGAAGUGGAAACACUUUGCCAGCAAAGAGCACUCAAGCUUUUCCGGCUGGAUCCGAAAAAGUGGGGCGUCAACGUCCAGCCUUACUCUGGCAGUCCGGCAAAUUUUGAGGUGUUUACUGGACUUUUGAAACCCCACGACCGUAUCAUGGGACUUGACCUGCCUGACGGUGGCCAUCUCACCCACGGUUUCCAGACAGACACAAAAAGAAUCUCCGCCACCUCUAUCUACUUCGAGUCGAUGCCUUACAGAAUCAAUCCCCAGACUGGUUAUAUUGACUAUGAGAAAAUGAGAGAGUCGGCAAAGCUGUUCCGCCCCAAACUGAUCGUAGCUGGAACUACGGCCUACUCCAGACUGCUCAACUACCAGGCAUACAAAGAGAUUUGUGACGAAGUGAAUGCCAUCAUGAUGGCCGACAUGGCCCACAUUUCUGGCCUGGUAGCGGCCGACGUCAUUCCCAGUCCAUUUGAUUACGCUGAUAUAGUGACAUCUACUACCCAUAAAACACUACGAGGACCUAGAUCUGGAAUCAUCUUUUACCGUAAAGGUGUGAAGGGCGUAGACAAGAAGGGAAAUGAGAUAAAGUAUGAUCUGGAGAAGAAGAUCAACAACGCUGUGUUCCCGGCCCUCCAAGGAGGGCCACAUCAACACCAGAUAGCCGCUGUAGCGGUGGCACUCAAGCAGGCCAUGAGUCCAGAAUUCAAAGAAUACCAGCAGCAGGUUAUCAAGAAUGCACAAACGAUGGCCAGUGCCUUGAUGAGCAGGGGAUAUGAUGUCUUAACUGGAGGGACAGACAUCCACCUGAUCUUGUUGGACUUGAAGCCAAACGGCACAGAUGGGACACGUGUCGAGAGGAUCCUGGAACUGUGUGAGAUGUCGGUCAACAAGAACACGACAGCCGGAGACAAGAGCCCGUUCACCCCCGGUGGCCUUAGAAUAGGAACCCCUGCUAUGACAUCGAGAGGAAUGAAAGAGGCUGACUUUGAAAAAGUGGUGGAAUACCUAGACCGCGGUGUACAGAUAGCCAAGAAUGCUCAGAAAAAGACAAAAACCAUCAAAGAAUUCAAGGCGUUCGUAGAUGAAGACGCAGACAUCCAGUCACAGAUAGCCACUCUCCGUGGCGAAGUAGAGGCCUUCUCCAAGAGUUUCUCCAUGCCAGGACUAGAGGAGCGAUAAACAGAACAAAUUGACUUUGUUUCUUUAGCGCUUUCACAACUAUCUAGAUUCAUAUCGACAUGAGGGAAUUCUUCAUUCUUCUCCUCUAGAUCUGCUGUUACGAUUAGACUUUGACAUAAAGACACAAGUUUGUGUUAAAACGUUUUAAAUUAAAAUGAGCUGUAAAAAAAAUAAGCAUAUACCUCUACAAAAUUUUACCACCUUAAUAUGUAAAUAGCUGUCUUUUUAUCCUUGAAUACUGAUACAGGGGUUUGUAUAUUAUAACCAGUUUCAGUGUGACACUAUAAUUAGACCAUUUUAUUCUAUGAAAUUUAUACUGCUUAUAGCCGUACAUUGUCCCAAGUCAGAAACUGGAACAAAAAAUUAGUUUCAUAAUUUAAUAGACAUCGAUCAGUUCUAUGAUGUGAAAGCUCAGUUGUCUAUUUGAACUGUCCAAACAGAUGAUGUGACAUUAUGUAAAAGAUUUUGCCGAUUUCUUCCUUAUGCUUCAUGGUAGAAAUGACAUUGUUGUUUAGAAAAACAGCUAGUAAUGUUAUAUUCACACAUCUUUUAUGUGCAAUUUAUUUGUAAUUUCAAUCAAUAUUUUAAUUAAUUCUUCAAACUAUUCAACUUAUUUUGAUAAUAGGUCUAAAGGUUGAAUGUAAGAGGUUAGUUUCUUACUUGAACCUUAGAAUAUUUAAUUACUGGGCAAGAAAUAAAUGGUUUUAUAAAACUAAUGUAGGUAAGGUCUGAAUGAGUUUAAUAGUUUUACAGUCUGAAUGUAUAAGAUGUUUUUACAUAUUGAGAUUUGUGUAUGUUAAUUGAGAUUGUUUUCUACUUAAAUCGAUAUUGCUUUCACAGUUUAUUUUUAACUUUAAUUUUCGAUCUUGUCUGGUGUUAUUUAACUAACUCUCCUCGUAGUGAGGUUCUAGUCUUCAAAAAGGCCAAGAUUAAUACUAUUUUUAUACAUUUCAAUUUUAACUUCAAAACUGUUAUAUAGUCUUCUGGUCAAGAUUAUUGAGAAUAUUUUACCCGGGUGUGAAAUGGUAUUAUGCUGAGGUUUGUGGCAGUUUUAAAGACUGCCAACAAUUCUAAUUAAAAUUAAUGUCAUUAACAUGAUAAUGAAUAGUGCUUUGCUGGCGUUUUACUAAACUGGUUGACCUAUUGAAAAUUUUGCUCUUAUUUUUUCUUUGAAAGAAAUUUUAGUGAUAUAUGGCAAACAGCUUCUUUAUGUUUUCAAAAUAGUGAUACAGAACUGAAGUAAUUUACACAUUUAAUCUUUUAAAAUAUCCAUGCUUUUACUUGUAUCUGAAACCUGCCGUUUUUAGUUGGGGCCAUUUUGAACACUUUUAUAAUGCAUUGUGCCAUUGCUCUUCCUGUGAUGAUAUAAGAAAUACACACACAACCUUUUAAGAAUGAAUUAGUUCUUAAGUUUACUACAUGUAUUCAAAAUAUUGUACCUUGCUAAGAGUAAAACCAUUUUAGUGAUUUGGAAACCUUGGAUACCUGGUAAGUGUUGGGGGGGAAGCAGUUUGUCGGUUUUGGGUGCCAGUUUAGUAACUGUGAUGGUUUAUAAUAUUCUUUAAAUGUGUUCAGUUAAUCCUUUAAGAUCUGUCAAAUUAUUUUAUGAUGCAUACAAAACAAGUAGAAAUAAAUUAAAAGAAAACAUUUAAAUUUAUUUUCUGUUUAAUUUUGAAAGAAAUAAAGUUCACUUUAUGACAAUUAUUUUUGAUUCUUUAGUAUUAAUAUAAAGUGUCUUCUUGAGUUUUAUUGAUAUUUUUACAUCCUUGACAGAAUAGUUAAGUCAAGUCAAAGUUAGUAUGUUGGUAUUAAUAUGGUAUCAUAUAUACUCUGCUUUGGUGAAGAGAUCUGAGAAAAAAAUCUUUUUGUUUGUUUUUGAAGCUUUUAUGUCACAUAUAUAUAUUACAAAAUUGAUACAAUAAUUUGUGUUUAAUUUUCCCAAAAUGGUGUUGAUCUUGUCAUCGAAUAACAAUCUGUGAGGAGUAUUAAAACGUCUAAAUAAAAUAUAAUGAAAGUU
Molecule: messenger RNA, 3522 nt
Organism: Mizuhopecten yessoensis (Yesso scallop)
Lineage: Eukaryota; Metazoa; Mollusca; Bivalvia; Pectinida; Pectinidae
Product: serine hydroxymethyltransferase, mitochondrial-like
Exons: 12
Coding region: 39-1505 (488 amino acids)
Biological process (GO): folic acid metabolic process; purine nucleobase biosynthetic process; L-serine catabolic process
Cellular component (GO): cytosol; cytoplasm; nucleus
Molecular function (GO): zinc ion binding; pyridoxal phosphate binding; cobalt ion binding
Source: RefSeq, a predicted model, not a curated record